GACACGGGCACCUCUAAGCGACCUCGCGACGCGCGCCUUAUCCACCUCGUCCUUGCCAACAUGGGCGUCCACGCCUACACGGAGCGCGUGCCCCUCCAGCUCCUCGACUUCGCAUACCGCUACACCAACGGCAUUCUCUCCGACGCCGUCUCGUACGAGGGCCCGCAAGCCAACGUGGGAAAGAAAGCCGCGCCCAAGGACGACGAAGGCGUCAGCUUAAAUGCGCUGCGCACGGCGAUCCACGCCCGCGCGCAGCAGCAGUUCAGCUCGGUGCUGCCCAAGGAGUUCAUGACCGAGGUUGCGUCGGAGCGGAACCGGGUUGCGCUGCCGCGCGUGGAGCGUGAGUGGGGGCUGCGGUUGCCACCGGAGCGGUACUGCUUCACGGGCGUAGGGUGG
Molecule: messenger RNA, 396 nt
Organism: Paraphaeosphaeria sporulosa
Lineage: Eukaryota; Fungi; Ascomycota; Dothideomycetes; Pleosporales; Didymosphaeriaceae
Product: transcription factor TAFII-31
Exons: 1
Biological process (GO): RNA polymerase II preinitiation complex assembly; DNA-templated transcription initiation
Cellular component (GO): transcription factor TFIID complex; SAGA complex
Molecular function (GO): protein heterodimerization activity; RNA polymerase II general transcription initiation factor activity; transcription coactivator activity
Source: RefSeq, a predicted model, not a curated record